CAAUCUUCUUUGAAAGGCUUAAAUAAUGGAGAGCUGCAAACCUUUUCUUUGCUUGUCACUCAUCUCUGUAAAGCCUUUGUUUUUCGCAGCUCUUUGCCAUUUCUCUGUGUCCCAGGACCUCCUUCCUAAGGUACUCAAUUCAGCUGGAAAGUCAAAUUGUUUUUCAGACUACCAGGCUCCUAUGGGAACACUCAGUCCUUUAGAAAUAAGUUCAUACCCUUUCCUGAUUUGUGCCUUCCCACAAUGUCAUUGUGAAGGGUGGAGCGGUACCCUGAUCUUUUUAUUGGGUAUUUUUGCAACAUGUCUGUGCUUUUCUAUAAAGGAUCCAGUUAAUUAUGUUUCUCAGGUUAUACAUGUGACAGAUUGUAGAGCAGACAAAAUGUAUCUGAAGAGUAAAUUGUUAUAUAAAUAUAUAAUUGUAUAGAUAAAGUUACUACGUACUUACACCAUAGCUCAUCUACAGCAACUUGAAUGAAUACUCAAGCCCCUCAAACUUUUUAAUAUUUCUUGACUAAACAACCACAAAGUUCAAUAUUUUAUUAUUUGAUAUUUUGUGGUAAGCCAGCAUAAAGUAUUUCCAAAUUGUGUGGACUGUAUGGCGAGACUGAUUUAUUUUUUUUCACCUAUUCUUCCUUACAAAAUAGCUAAUGCCAAGUAAGUUUGGAAGAAGAGCGGCUGUGAACAUCAAUGUUCAAGUCCACAGAUAUUAAACUGGAUUUAGAUCUGAACUCAUGAAUAUGCUUUGAUCUAAACUACUUUAUCAUUCAUAACUCUAUUUUGAAGAGAGACAUUCCUAUAGUAUGAUGCUGGCACAACAAUGUUCUUCAGCGUCAUUUUAAAGAAGGUCCAUCUUCCUCAUGAUAACUGUCACCCCAACAUGUCUUUAGCAAACUGCAAGCAGGACUUCUUCCAGCUUUCUUUCGACGAUGCUCCUCUUCUCGACAUUUAUUAGAUAAAGGCCAGACUUCAGAAGAUGUUGCUGUAAGAGUCCCAUUUAUUUCCUUCAUUGGUGCUAAUGCACUGUGGCUGGGCUCGUUUUCGUCCUGAUAAUGAAUCACAUUAUUCAUGGCUCGCCCUCAGUUAAGCAUAUUAUUCUCAGUAGUCUGAGUAAACCAUUUUGAUAUUUUGCUGAUUAUUGUGUAAUGAGAAUACAAAAGCUAAUCAGACUCUGCCCUCUCUUUGAUUCGCACGAGCAAUUAAACCGCAUUAGUCAUGCAGGAACACGUGACAUGCUGGCCUCCUAGGGUUUUGUUAUACUUAGAGAAAUUAGAAUUAAUAUAAAAUGUGUUCAUUUUUUCAUGUCAUGGCAGAUUUUCUGUUAGAAUGUCUUUCUAUUUGAAAUUGAUGACUAGAAUUUCAGGGAUUUUAUCAUCAAACCGUGAAACCACUAAAUGUGUUUAUGUUGCAUGUUGACAUUAGCUGUCCCUUUUGUCUUGCUUUAAAUAAGCCACCAUUAUUAUUGUUGGAUGUUUUAUUCUGUACUCUGACUUUAUAAAAUAUUGUCUGUGACACAAAUGGAAUCACGGCAUAAAAAACAAGUUGAAAAGACAUUUUAUAUUGAUAGUAAAAUUGUUCUGGAAGUUGCACAAGCCACAUCAGUGACUCUUUCCACUGAAUUAUUGCAAACUAACAGCUUAGCUGAUCAAAUUAUAUCGCACAAACCAGGAAGCUAUAAAUACCCUAUCAACACAAAAACAAUUUCUACUCAAUUGCAUUUAGUUUAUCUCAGCUGUGAGAACCAUUUACCAUCUUUCCUCAAGGAAAAUAAACACACAGAGUCCAACUUGAGAUUCACAGCUUUUACAGAAUUACAGAGCUAGGUGUUUCUGAGUCACUGUAAGUGAGAUAAAAACUACACAAAUUUAAUAAUCAGGGUUUUAAAAAAAAAAAAUUGAGUUAAAGAAUCUACUGUUUGUCUUUCUGAUGAGAAAAUGGAAAUGCUUAUGCCAAUGGCCCAUGAGAGACUAUUUCUACUGGCAGUAAAUGGUAUAUUUAUUUUAUAAAUAGCUGCACCAAAUAGCUCAGAUAUUGGUUUUAAAGUGGUUCUGUCAGUGCGGUUGUGCCAACAACAACAAGCAUUCUGAGGUCAAACAGAGAGAGGACAUGUCAAGGCAGAGGAAUGUAGAAAAAGCUAUUCCUGCUCUAAUGCGCAUCUUCAGACACUGAAUUCAAAAUCACAGUGGCUUGCAAACGUAUUCAUAACGCUUGAUUUUUUUAAAAUUCUCAUUUUUCACAUUAAAACUUGUUAAAUUUGGUUUCUACACGACAGAUACAAAUUGUGAAGUCGAAGGAAAACCAAUUAUAAUAAUGUGAUUUUACAGAUAAAAAAAUUGAGAAGAGCGCUGUAUAUUUGUGUUCAGCCUUACUGAGCCAAUCAGAAGCAGAAUCACCUACAAUUGCAAGCCUUAUGGGGGUUUAACUCUGCCAGCUUUGCACAUUAAGAGACAGAUUUAUUUUUGUAUUUUUUGCAAUUUAGCCAUAAUUAAGUAAUGCUGGAUACAGAGCAAGUGUGAACCUAAACUUUUAAGAUUUCUUGUUGAAUUUAGAAUCAAAACAAGCACAUUUAAUCAUAAUAAAAUAUAUUUGUGUUUGCAAAGUGACUAAAUGUGAAAAAGUACAAAGGCUGUGAAUGCUGUAGGGAACAGUUUCAUUGAAAGAGCAGCAAUUUCAGGAUAAAAAAUUUGCUUAAUUACUUUUGUUGAAAGUGUUUGAAGUUUUUACUGUCAUGCUUGAAGAUGAGGGGAAAAAGUAACACCACAAUGGUGAGUAACAACUGAGACUUUGGGUCCACUGCUUAGAGGAAUAUUAGAAAAUGAUUAAAAUUUUAUAAAAAGACAUGCAUGUUUAUAUUUUAAUGUAUGUUUUAAUGUGUGUUCUUCUCUCUUACAGUGGCACUUUUUGUUUGAGUUGCCAGUACCUCCAUCAUCAACUUAACCCUGUCUUUACGCAGUUAAUGUGGGUCACCACCAACAUGAUGAACUACAAUAAUACUGAAUCCUGCCUUUCUAUCAACACCUCAUUUUCCACCCUGCCUAUUACAAACACACCAGCUAACAGGAGUGGCAUGGGAGCAUAUCUUGAAAGACUGGCCCAUUUAGACGAAGGACUGUACAAUGAUUUCUACGGCCUCUGGAUUGCACUGAUGGUCAUAAACUCUGUCAUAUUCCUGGUGGGCAUGGUGCUCAACACGGUUGCACUUUACGUUUUCUGUUACCGUACGAAACAGAAGACCACCUCAGUGAUCUACACCAUCAACCUGGCAGUGACGGACCUCUUGGUGAAUCUAUCACUGCCAACCCGCAUCUCGCUCUACUACAUCGGUGGAGCUUGCCUCACCUGCUCCUACAUGCACAUAUUCAGCUACUUUGUAAACAUGUACUGCAGCAUCUUAUUUUUAACCUGCAUAUGUGUCGACCGUUACCUUGCCAUUGUGCAGGUUGAAGCUUCACGUCGUUGGAGGAACUCCAGCGUAGCCAAGCUGGUCUGCAUUACCGUCUGGCUGUUUGCCAUCGUGGUCACAUACACCUUUCUCUCCACUGCAUUCCAGCACACAGGCUGCUGCAUCUCAAAGCUGCUUUUCCUCACAAUCACUGAGUUCUUUUUACCCCUCAUCGUCAUUGUGGUUUUCACUCUUCGCAUUAUGUGGGCCCUGACAGACCGUCGUCUCAUGCAGCAAAGCAGGAAGCGGAGGAGAAGAGCCGUCCAGCUGCUGACUACUGUGCUGAUCAUCUUCACAGUCUGCUUCACUCCCUUCCACAUCAGACAAGUUUUACUGCAUUUCUACCCUGACAUGCCCCAUCAAGUGAUCGUGUACCACUUAACCGUCACUCUAAGUAGCUUGAACAGCUGUAUGGAUCCAGUUGUCUACUGCUUUGUAACAAAUAAUUUUAAGGCUACAAUGAAACAUAUUUUCCGUCGUGCCGAGCCAGAGCAGACCAGUGGUGACAUUGUCAGCAUGCAGCACAGCUCCAAGGCCUCUGGGGGAACAGUUAGUGCCAUCACCAAUAACAGGAUCAUGAUGACCAGGAUUCCCAGCAUACGACUGAGAGACAUUUUGAAUAACAAUCAUACUCCAUGAAACUGUGCUAGCAAGAAGUGCUUGGGUUUACAUUCAACAGAAAUAAAUUGUUUCUUAAAAUACCUUAUCAUUAAAAAAUGCUUUCCCGUGUAAUAACCGUGAAUCUUCAGCUCAGCACUUAUAGUCAAGAUAUAAGUUUUUAACAUGAGCUCUGCAGCAAAAAGAAAUAUAGGUGGGUGUGACCAAUUAUGGGCAAUGAGAAGAGACAGAUUUUGUUUGCAACCAACUAUCAUCAUGCAAAGCCAUCAUCAUCACUCUGUUUUCAUCUGGUGAUGUUGCUUCUCAGAAGACUA
This is a messenger RNA of Gambusia affinis (western mosquitofish), 4371 nucleotides long. RefSeq names its product G protein-coupled receptor 20 (gene gpr20). The record is from RefSeq and is a predicted model, not a curated record. The transcript has 6 exons. Gene Ontology annotation, cellular component: membrane. Gene Ontology annotation, molecular function: G protein-coupled receptor activity. Lineage: Eukaryota; Metazoa; Chordata; Actinopteri; Cyprinodontiformes; Poeciliidae. Bases 2837 to 4078 code for a protein of 413 amino acids. Gene Ontology annotation, biological process: phospholipase C-activating G protein-coupled receptor signaling pathway; positive regulation of Rho protein signal transduction.